Molecule: messenger RNA, 1863 nt
Organism: Penicillium daleae
Lineage: Eukaryota; Fungi; Ascomycota; Eurotiomycetes; Eurotiales; Aspergillaceae
Gene: sit2
Product: putative siderochrome-iron transporter
Exons: 4
Coding region: 1-1863 (620 amino acids)
Biological process (GO): transmembrane transport
Molecular function (GO): transmembrane transporter activity
Source: RefSeq, a predicted model, not a curated record
AUGGGUGUUUCCGACGCCGUGCGUGGUCGGGAUGACAAUGGUCGCAUGACCCAGUCGGUUGUCGAUACAACGCACCUGGGAGAGUCGAAGCAUGGGCAGUCGGAUGCGGUUGGCACUGACGCGGUUGAAGCCACUCCAGGCUAUGACUCCCAGUCACCUAGCGACUCUGAUUCGUCUUUCGGCGUCAAUGGCGUCCUCGACGAUGAGAAGGAGAUUGAGAAAAACCCCGAGCAAGUCACAGACAAGGCUGGCUUAGGUCAACAGAAGGCCGAAGCCGCGGCCCUGGUUUGGAGCCGCCCGGCCGUCGCUGGUAUCUAUGCAUGGAUCUGGGUGGGCUUCUUCAUGCUUGCCUUCCACUCUGCGAUCAGCUCCAGCCUGAUGAACUGGGUCUACGGCAGUUUCCAAUCAGCCCCGCAAAUUUCAACCUCGUACAUCCUGGCCAGUAUCAUCGGUGGAGUCCUCAAGCUUCCCCUGGCCAAAACCCUGCAGCUGUGGGGUCGUGCAGAGGCUCUGUUGUUCUCGACUGCGAUCUAUACCCUGGGCAUGAUCAUUCUUGCGGCAUGCAAUGGCCCGAAUGGAUUUGCGGCUGGAUACGUCCUGUACUGGAUUGGCUACUACUGCAUGUAUUUGAUCUUGGAUAUCUUCGUUGCGGAUACCACGGGCCUGCGCUCGCGAGCUUUUGCUUUUGCCUUCGCUUCGACCCCGUUUAUCUGUACUGCGUUCACUGGCUCGUUGGCAGCGCAGUCGAUCUACAAUACCUCUGGUUGGCGCUGGGGAUAUGGAAUGUUCUGUGUUAUUCAGCCAGCCGUCUUUUGCCCCCUGGCCUUGCUGUUCAAAUUCUAUGAGCGCAAGGCCAUCAAGAUGGGUGUCUGGCAGCCCAGGAACACUGGACGCACCAAGAUGCAGUCGAUCGUCCACUACUUUCAUGAAUUCGAUGUCGUUGGUGCGUUCCUGCUCAUGGCAGCUUGGGUCAUCUUCCUGCUGCCCUUCAGUUUGGCCCAGUAUGGCCGCUCUCAGUACAAGUCAGCCACCUUCAUCGCAAUGGUUGUUGUCGGCUUCUGCAUGCUCUUCGUCUUCGCUGCGUGGGAGAAAUGGUUCGCACGCCACCACUUCAUUCGCUACGAACUGCUCAAGAGACCCACCAUCCUAGGAGCGUGUGUCUGUUCCGCGGUCUCCUUCUUCAGCUUCUACCUUUGGGAUCAGUACUUCUACAACUUUGUGCUGAUGACCUAUAACCUGGACAUCAGUAUGGCCGGCUACAUGAUUCAAAUCUACAAUGUGGGAUCGUGCUUCUGGUCCCCGAUUCUGGGUCUUAUCAUCUGGUGGACUAAGCGAUUCAAGUAUAUUGUGCUGUUCUUUGGUGUUCCUUUGAUGCUGCUCGGCUCCGGUUUGAUGAUUCAUUUCCGAGGUGGAGAGCAUGGAAUUGGGUAUAUCAUCAUGUGCCAGAUCUUCAUUGCCUUCGCUGGAGGCACCAUCGUCAUUGGCGAGGACAUGGCUGUGAUGGCCGCUGGUGGCCGUGAGGGAACUCCCAUGAUGCUGGCCUUGAUCGGUCUGUUCUCUAGCAUUGGUGGUGCUAUCGGCUAUGCCGUGUCUGCUGCCAUUUACAACAACGUUUUUGUUGAUGCCCUGACCAGCCACUUGCCCGAUAACCUCAAGGCCAACGCGACCACGAUCUACUUUGAUGGACACCUACCCGGUGGGCUCCCCCUCCGCGAUGCUUGCAUCUAUGCUUGGGGCUAUGCUCAGCGCAUGAACUGCAUUGCAUCGACCUGCGUUCUGGUCCUGCUCAUCCCUGCCGUUGCCGUGUGGAAGAACUACGAUGUUGGCAAGAAGCAGAACAAGGGUACCAUGCUUUUCGACUAA